Messenger RNA from Closterium sp. Naga37s-1, 161 nucleotides. The record is from the annotation of a GenBank genome assembly. NCBI's taxonomy places the organism in Eukaryota, Viridiplantae, Streptophyta, Zygnematophyceae, Desmidiales, Closteriaceae.
GUGUACGGCAUCCUGUCCUUCCAGCUGCUGCUGACAUUCGUAGCAGCCACAGUGGUGGCGGGGGUGGAUGUGCGCUUUAGUGUCAGGCAAUCGCCUCUGCUCGUCAUCGCCAGCUUUAUCGUCCCCUUCAUCCAUAAGGACACUCUUCCUCACGCUCUUCC